AUGACCCCGACCACACAGAGUGAGGGUCUGUCUGCCACCAUCCGCAGUUACCUGCACACACCGGGGCUCCUCGCCUCACACCACAAGGCAUCCAAUAUGGCGCCCUCCUCCCCGGGAUCAACUGUCUCAGAGGACAGCCUGCUCAGUGCUGCCGGCUCCCGAGACAAGGGAAACCCCACACCGGACUGGUAUGCCCUGUUUACCUCCCUGCCAAAAAAGAAGACCUCCAAUUAA
Pelobates cultripes (western spadefoot toad) is the source of this 234-nucleotide messenger RNA. Lineage: Eukaryota; Metazoa; Chordata; Amphibia; Anura; Pelobatidae. The record is from the annotation of a GenBank genome assembly.